UAGACGAUCUUGUCCCAAAAUUUCAGGCUUUGGAGAGCGAGGCUGUGCUCGCCCGGUUUCAGGCCGUGUACGAGAUGAUGAACCAUGCAUUGGAUGGGAUGCCCUACUCUGAGAUCGGCAUCUCUGAUGAAGUCAAGGAGCAGAUAGAACUCAUAAAUGCACAAUUAAAGAGAUGCAAGAAGAGAUCAGAUACUCAGGACAUGGAGCUCUCCAUGGAUUUUAUGAUGAUUAUCCAGAACAAGGAGGAUGGAAAGGCAGAUAGAGCUAUAUUGGAAAGGCUAGCCAAGAAACUCGAGCUGCAAAGCCUGGCGGAUUUGAGAGCAGAGACGAUGGCCAUUAAAAAGCUCAUUAACGAGAGGAAUGGACAGCAACAGGAGAGCACCAAACACAUAAUAGAACUCCUCCACAAGUUCAAGGAGAUUGCAGGCAUCGACGAAAAGAACAUCCUCGGGGACGUUUCAAUACCAAAAUAUCUGGAGAAGUGCCCAUCUCUGAUGAUCCCAAAUGAUUUCCUUUGUCCAAUAUCACUGGAGAUCAUGACUGACCCUGUCAUCAUCGCGAGUGGGCGGACUUACGAGAGAAGAAGUAUCCAGAAGUGGUUAGAUGCUGGCCAGCGGACCUGCCCAAAGACUCAGCAACCAUUAGCUCAUCUGUCACUGGCACCAAACUUUGCGCUAAAAAACUUGAUUCUGCAGUGGUGUGAAAAGAAUAAACUUGAGAUUCAAAUGGGGGAAUCUGAGCCUGCAUCUGAACAAGAAGAGCGCAAGGAAGACAUUCCAUCCCUGGUGAAAGAUCUGUCGUCGGUUCAUCUUGAUGUGCAGCGAAAGGCUGCCAAGAAGAUUAGGACACUAUCUAAAGAAAACCCAGAGAAUAGAGCACUAAUCCUUGAAAAUGGUGGGCUCCCAGCUAUUAUUAGUUUGGUGUCAUAUCCCGAUAAGAAGAUCCAGGAGAACACUGUGACUGCAUUGUUGAACUUGUCAAUCGAUGAGACCAACAAAGUUCUGAUAGCUAAAGGAGGAGCAAUACCUUUGAUAAUUGAAGUCCUUAAAAAUGGUAGUGUUGAAGGUCAGGAGAACUCAGCAGCAGCCUUGUUCAGUUUGUCUAUGAUAGAUGAGAACAAGGCGGCUAUAGGGAUUUUGGGCGGUAUAGCUCCUUUAGUAGGCCUAUUAAGGGAUGGUACAAUAAGAGGCAAGAAAGAUGCUGCUACAGCAAUCUUUAAUCUGAUACUGAACCAUCCCAAUAAAUUCAGAGCUAUGGAAGCAGGAAUCGUGCCUGCUUUGCUGAAAAUACUCGGCGACAAGAAACUCGACAUGGUUGAUGAAGCACUAUCCAUUUUUCUCCUCCUGGCAUCGCAUCCUAAUUGUCGUAAUGAAGUGGGGACGACAUCUUUUGUUGAGAUACUUGUUCAGAUCAUAAAGGAAGGGACUCCUAAGAACAAGGAGUGUGCGCUUUCUGUUCUACUCGAGCUAGGUCUGAAUAACAACUCCCUUAUGGUGCACGCACUUGGAUUCGGUUUGCAUGAGCAUCUAUCUGAUAUCGCAAAGACAGGCACGAGUAGAGCGCAGAGGAAAGCAAACUCUUUAAUUCAGCUUUCAUGCAAGUGCUCAUAAAGGGUAAGUGAAAAGGAAGCAUUAUGAUGAGUUCUGCACAGACAUGUGUGUAAAUUAGGUAAAUUGAGUUACUCAUAAAAAAGGAUGUCAAAAGAAAAGAGCAUCGGUACAAUGAUAUCUGUCAGAUAAGAUCUGUCACUUUGAAUCUAGACAGGUUAGUUCAUCCACCACAGAACUGAUAGAAAC
Panicum hallii is the source of this 1796-nucleotide messenger RNA. Its product is annotated as U-box domain-containing protein 15-like. Lineage: Eukaryota; Viridiplantae; Streptophyta; Magnoliopsida; Poales; Poaceae. The record is from RefSeq and is a predicted model, not a curated record. Gene Ontology annotation, molecular function: protein binding; ubiquitin-protein transferase activity. Gene Ontology annotation, biological process: protein ubiquitination. Bases 75 to 1610 code for a protein of 511 amino acids. Gene Ontology annotation, cellular component: cytoplasm; nucleus. The transcript has 3 exons.